Quercus lobata is the source of this 3310-nucleotide messenger RNA. RefSeq names its product probable disease resistance protein At4g27220. The record is from RefSeq and is a predicted model, not a curated record. Gene Ontology annotation, molecular function: ADP binding; protein binding. The transcript is spliced from 2 exons. The coding region runs from base 87 to 3014 and encodes 975 amino acids. NCBI's taxonomy places the organism in Eukaryota, Viridiplantae, Streptophyta, Magnoliopsida, Fagales, Fagaceae.
UCAACUGCUGCUGUCUUUCUCUUCUGGCAACUGGCAAGUACGGAGCAAAUUGGCAUUUCAUUCCAACUUGCAAGAUUUUAGUGACCAUGGAUAUAGUUGGGAGUCUUGGGACUGUCAUUGGGUUUGUUAAUUCAUCACAGGGAACCCUUGCCACACAGUUCUCCUAUUUGAGAAAUGUUCGGAAACACCAAGAGUCACUUCAUUUCAAUAUGGAAAAACUAAAUGGUCGAGCAAAUGACAUCAAAAUGGAGAUUAAUAUGGGAUUAACAUACUUGAGUAAGAAGCUAAAAGGUGAGGUAGAGUUGUGGCUCAAACUUGUGGAAAAGGUAAACAAUGAAGUGGAUAGCUUAGAAAAUGAAAUCAUCACUACAAGAAGGUGCAUGAAUGGUGUUUUUCCUAAUUUCUAUUCAAGAUAUAAAAUAGGAAAACAUCUUUUACAAAAGAUUAAAAAGGUGACCGAGCUUCAAGAAGAGGGAGUGUUUCCAAAUGGUUUAUUUAUUGAUUUAUUGCCAGAUAUAGGAAAGUUUAUGCCAGCAACACAGUUAAUCGGUAACACAAUACAAAGGGAUAUUUUGCUUGAGAUUUGGAAGUGUCUGAUGGAUGACAACAUCAAUAAGAUAGGUGUCUAUGGUAUGGGUGGAGUUGGAAAGACGACCAUUAUGGUGCAUAUAUAUAAUCAACUCAAUGAAGCUCAAAUAUUUGAUAAUGUUAUUUGGGUGACUGCAUCAAAAACUUUUGAGUUGGAGAUAUUGCAAAUUGAAAUAGGGAAAGCAGUAAACCUGGAUCUAAACCAGGAGUUCUCAUUCAGUAAUAAUUUAAUCAGGAGAUCAACCAUAUUAUUUGAGCAUUUGUUGAGAAUGAAAAAAUUUAUUCUAAUCAUAGAUGAUUUAUGGAGUAAGUUUACCUUAGAAGAGGUGGGGAUCCCACAGCCAAAUAAAGAGAAUGGUUGUAAGUUAAUAAUCAUUACUCGACUCAUGGAAGUCUGUCGGGGCAUGGAAACACAAAGAGAAAUCAAGGUGGGCAUGCUUUCUGAGGAGGAAGCCUGGAAUUUGUUCACUGAUAAAGCUGGAAUAGAUGACUUUCUUUCUCCUGAAAUAGAAUCCUCUGCAAAGCUGAUUGUUAAAGAAUGUGGUGGUUUGCCGCUUGCAAUCAUCACUGUGGGACGAGCCAUGAGGAAAACCAAUGAUGCAAGAGUUUGGAAGAAUGCACUGGAAGAAUUGAAAAGUUCAAGAGCUGAAAUUGAAGGCAUGGAGGAAGAUGUUUUUGCACGUCUGAAAUUCAGUUAUAACCACUUAAAAAAUGACAGGGUCCGCGCUUGCUUUUUGUACUGUGCAUUAUAUCCUGAGAAUUAUAAAAUUGUUGUUGAGGAGCUGAUUGAGUACUGGAUGGCAGAAGGUUUCAUAGAUGAAGUGUGGGAUAGGGAGCAUGAGAACAACAAAGGCCAUGCAUUGCUUAAGGAACUCAAAGAUGCUUGCCUGCUGGAGGUUAUUGGAACAGGGUGCGUAAGAAUGCAUGAUUUGGUGAGGGAUUUAGCAAUCAGAAUCACAAAGGAGAGUCCUCGGUUCAUGGUCAAAGCUGGUGUUGGAUUGAAAACAUUGCCAAGGACGUGGAUGGAAAAUGUAGAGAGGGUCUCUCUAAUGGAAAACUACAUUAAAAUUCUUCCAGAUCAUCCCCAUAGCACAAAUUUAUCUACUCUGCUCCUGCAACAGAACCCCCUAAUGGAAAAAAUCCCUGAUUUAUUCUUUCUGAACAUGCAAAAACUUAGAGUUCUUGACCUAUCUAAUUCUCCAAUAAAGUCACUUCCAGAUUCCCUUUCCUGUUUACAGAAUCUGCAUGCAAUCAUGUUACGCCUUUGUAAGAUUGAAGAAUUACCUUCACUAGCGAUGCUGAAAGAGCUGAGGGUGUUGGACCUUUCAUAUACCUUGAUCCAAGAGUUGCCUAGUGGUAUCAAAGGCUUGGUAAAUCUUAGGCGUCUUGAUCUUUCUCAUACGGAAGACCUUAACAUGUUUCCUGCUGGGGUCAUCCCAAACCUGUGCCGCCUAGAAAAUCUAUCGAUGUUUGGAAGCAAAUGGAGAUGGUCCUUGAAUUCACAGGGAAACGGAGGAGGAGCAGAUUUUGCAGAAAUCAAAGACUCCUCACAACUAACUAAUCUUGGUCUUUCCUUUGAGGAUUCAUACAGCUUCAACAACUAUGUGAGAUCUAGACAUUGGCGGGUGCUGAAAAGCUACCAUAUUGGUAUAGGACUUCUAUCAAGCCUUUUACCUAUUUCCAAGGGAACUUACAGUGCAGAAGUUCAAGGCUGUAACCUCAUCACCAAUGGGAGUUCAAUAGAGCUUCCAGACAAUACUCAAGAGUUGGCAUUGCAGGGUUGUGAUGAUAUUGACAUUCUUUCUAAACUGUCAAGCACAUCAAAAUUGGAUGACCUAAAAGAGUGUUACAUCUCCACUUGUAUUGGUUUAGAGUACAUCAUAAUGGCAGAUGAAAAUUCCUUUCCAAGUCUAGAGAAAUUGAUCCUCCGGAAGCUACUUAACUUGAAGGCAAUUUGUUAUGGAGCUGUGACAGACAGUGUAUUUUCUAAGUUAAAAACCCUGCACAUCCACAAUUGUCACAGGCUUAAAUACAUACUCACAUUUGAUUUGUUAUCAUGCCUUCAAAAUCUUGAAGAGGUUGAGGUAUGGAAUUGUCAUUCAAUUGAGGAAAUCAUUGAAGGGAAGGAAACCAGUGGGGUAAAUAGUAAUGCUUUUCCUCCUAUCAUGAUUCCUAGGUUACGUCUCCUGUACUUAUCUUCUUUACCAGAAUUGAAAUCCAUUUCCAAAAGGGUAUUAAUUUGUAAUUCAUUGGACUCUAUUGAUGUAUGGGACUGUGAGAAGCUAAAGAAGCUUCCAUUCUUAAUGGACAACCUGCCUUCUUCCCUCAUGCACAUCAGCGGAAGCAGAAAGUGGUGGGAUGAGUUGUACUGGGAUGAGCCUAGUUGUAAGAGUCUUUUACAACCUCUUUUCAAGGAAGAUAAAUAAAACAAAAAAAUACUGACUACCUAGGCACGGGGCAAGUCCUUUUGAAUUGUUAUGGACAUUUCAUCUGACAGUGAACUGCCACUUAUUUUAUUUUUUUUUUUUUUGAGAAGAAACUGCCACUUGAUUGAUGACUUCAUCAGCAUGGAUUGAACAUGUGGCUUCAAAUUUGGGAGUUCAGACAUUUUGAGCCCAAAAUUUGUGCUGACUCACAAGGCAUUCCAUUGUCAAUAUUUUUUUAUUAAUAUGCAACUUGCAAGAAGUUGCAUUCAAUGAUAACUUGUGGUUGACUCGUGGCA